Messenger RNA from Etheostoma spectabile (orangethroat darter), 6420 nucleotides. RefSeq lists its product as uncharacterized. The coding region runs from base 451 to 5385 and encodes 1644 amino acids. Gene Ontology annotation, cellular component: nucleus. The record is from RefSeq and is a predicted model, not a curated record. Lineage: Eukaryota; Metazoa; Chordata; Actinopteri; Perciformes; Percidae. The transcript has 26 exons. Gene Ontology annotation, molecular function: DNA binding; DNA (cytosine-5-)-methyltransferase activity, acting on CpG substrates; protein binding. Gene Ontology annotation, biological process: negative regulation of transcription by RNA polymerase II.
AAAGGAAGUUCUUUAUGAGCCAAGAACUGUUUUUUUCCAACCAAUAUGGCGUUAGCUUCGAUGGAUAAUCCACUGAACAAAAUCGGCCAACGUGGUAUCUAGGUAUGGUUGAGCAAACUAAAAUUGGCUUCAAAAGCUACUCAGGGAAUCUUGCUAACUGUAGCAAAGUUAGCACCAAAAUCUAACAAAGCGUUUAAAGAAUAAUAAACGCAUGACUAAAGUUAACAUUUUGUUGCAUUUUUUGGUAACGUUAUUCAUUCUAACGUUAGUUACGUUAUUAUCACCAUCACCUAGCUAGCUAACUGGCAGAGCGGUAGCUAGCCUAAUGUUAGCUGAGUUGAGUAUCGAGGGGUGGGUUUAUGGGUUGUGGAGGGUGGGGGAGUCUGAGACUGGUAACGUUAGUUUAAAUACUCACAAGGACCGAAGCAGAGAGGUCCAUCCCUGUAGGAGAUGGACCUGAACGUGGCAGUGAAUGUACCUGUGGGUGGCAUUGGGCGGCCAAACCUUUAUGAGCUGCUGGCAUGGCUCAAUGAGACUUUACAGACAGGCUUCACCAAGAUUGGGCAGGUAUGCACAGGUGCAGCCUAUUGCCAGCUGAUGGACUGGUUGUUUCCGCAGUCCCUGGACCUCUCCAGGGUCCGGUUCCAAAGCAACGACAUGGUGGACAUUAUUCACAACUACAGUUUACUACAAGCUGCAUUCAGGACAGUCGGAGUGUUGCGACACAUCCCCGUCAAGGAUUUGAUGGAGAGGAAAUCUGAUGUGGCCGUGACCUUCCUGCACUGGUUUAAGGCGUUCUUUGACAAGAACAACGCCAAGGGCAGGGAGUACCACGCCUUGGAGGCCAGAGGUGGACAGAGUAUGGUUCCUGCUGACUCAGAUGGGCAUUCCUCCCAGACCCCUCCUCAGAAACUGGAGAUAAUUGUGAAGGUAGAGGGCAAAGCCGUGGAAGAACCAAGAAAAGAAAAAGUUCCGGAGAGUUUGAAUACAAACAAAGAAAUGAUAAUGGUGAUAUCAGAUGAUGAUGACGAUGUAAUGGAAGUGACAGGUGGGAAGGUGGAGCAGGAAACAGAGAAAAUGGAGACAACCGUGAAAGAAAAGGCAGCGGAGAAGGUGAAGCAAGAAGAAGCAGCAGCAGUGGAAAAAGGAAAUGAAGGGACCAGUUCUACUUUGUUACAGUUUAUCAGAAGAUACUGUAAUAACAAUGUGGGCACACACUCCAAUACAAGUAAAGAGACUCAGAUUUCUGGCCCUUUAGGGUCUGCCUUCUUGAGUCCAACACACAAUAUAAACAUCAGUAAGGCCUGCUCCCACACGCCGUACUGCCUCUACCUGUAUGUGGGCGUAGAGCUGGGUGGAGGACAGAACACGAGUGUUGUCCUGGUUGGCUACAUGGACCAGAAGUCAGGGGUCAGUGUGGUGAAGCCGCUGCUCACUCUGCAGAUGAGUGUUGACCCUGUUGAUCCACAAACCCCAGCGGACGCUGACGCUGUCACAGACACACACGCUGCAGAUACAGACGCACAGCGUCUGAUUGAGACGCUGAAGAAACGGGGCUUUCCUUUGUCCAACAUUGUUGCAUUUUACUGUAACGCUGCACACCCGGGGGUGAGCCAGGUGUUUGUUUCUCGCUUUCAGGCUUUCAACUCUAGGUUAGUAUCACUUUGCGGUCUCCCUGGGAUGGCACGAAGAGCAUGCCAGGCCGGACUUUUGGCGUCCUUUGAUUGCGUGGUUGACCUGGUUAGAGACAUCCACUAUCACUACUACACCUGCCCCCAGGUCCUUAGGGGUCUUAAAGAGCUAUUUGCUGAUGCAGAGUCUUAUAACCCAUCCCAUCCUAUAUCUGCACAGUGUUUGUUUAUCAUCCAUGCUGUGCAAAAGAUGGCAAGCAGCUGGAGGUUUUUAGUGGAUUAUUACAAGUCACUAAAGAAAGCAGAGGAUGUUGACCAGAUCAGAAGCCGGCUGAUGGAUGCUAAGGUCAAACUGCGAUUCAUGUUUCUCGCCUCCAUUUUGGAUCCCCUCCGAGCUUUUCAAGAGUAUCAGCAGGGUGGCACAGCGCUCGUGCCUGUGGAGCUCCAGCUGGCCUCUAUGCUGGUUCACUCCUACGCAACGAGUCUUUUCCGACCCUCCAUCGCCAAGCGCUUUCUCAGAAAGCGAGAUCUGCAUCUCCUUCAAAAUACGACGGAGAUGCUCCCCGUAGCAGAGGUGCACGUGGGUGCUCCUGCCAGAGAAUUCAUGUGGGCCACCGCUGUCGUGGAUCUGGGGGAACAGGAGAGGUUGGACUUCCUGCAGGAUGCAGCGACUUUCUAUAAAGCAACGCUGCAGAGUUUAGCAGAGAGUCUGCCUGAGCAUCUUGGAGAUGUGACACUGAGGAAUAUCCACCAAGUGCUGAAGCAUUCUGACAAUAUCAAUUGUCCCAAAUUGUCCAGCCAAGCGCUGUCCGAGAUGUCUGUACAGCUGGGUCUGUUUUCCGCUGGGGCUUUAGGAAGACACCCCCUGGACCGCGACUACUCCAAUUUCAUAAAAACAGUAAAGCAGGAACAGCGUCAUUGCUGGGCAAAGAUGCUGUCUGCCAUUAGGCCCCACUCUGCCUUGCAUAGACUUUUCCUUGACAUCCUGGCUCUACCCAGCUCUCUUCACAGGACACAGGUGUUUGCUAAGUGUGUGAUCAUCAAGGUUGUUUGUACCAGUAAGGAAACCUCCAAAACAGGUUGGCCAGGAAUACCCCACAUAAAGACACCUGUCCAGGCAGACUAUGGUGGCGAUAAGAAAAUAGUGAAGAAAGAAGGGAUUUUAUCAGAGGAUGAUGAUGAUGAUGAUGAUGAUGAUGAUGUUGAAGCCAAACCCAGUCCUUCCAAACGCUGCAGCUCUAUGGAGGACUCCGACUACACAGACAAUUCUUCCGAUGUGGUUGAUGUCACCGAAGAUUCCAAAAAUUGCGUGAUCAACAGUCUAAUCAAAUCAAAAAAUGAGAGAACUCCGCAGGGACGGGUCAUCGAGGUCUCAGAUGAUGAUGAUGAUGAUGAUGACGAUGACGAAGUAAUUUUACCAAGCACACCAAACAACUCCACAGAACUGCUGGAUGUGAUGGGGGAGCUGGUCUGGGGUAAGCCAGAGGGCUUCUCUCCCUGGCCAGCCAUCAUCAUACCCUUGAGGGAAGAGAAUCCACAUCCAGAGAGCAGGAUGGUCGCGUGGUACGGUCAGAACAUGUCCUCUCAGGUCAGAUUGCAGGCUCUGAAACCGUUGGCUGCCUUCACCCAGCACUUCUGUUCCAACUCCUUCGCCAUCCUUGUUACCUACCGAGAAGCCAUCUUCUUGUGCUUGCAGGAGGCAGCUCUACGUUGUAAGAAGCAGUUUUCUGCAUGUGUUGAGGACCGAGAUGAGUUUCUGAAACAGAUGUUAGACUGGGCGUUUGGAGGCUUUCAACCCAGUGGGCCAGACGGCCUGAAACCAACAUCUGCCACAAACGGUGCUACCAAAACAAACAAAAGACCAAAAGUGAGGCAGAAACUCUUCCUGAAGACCAACUCCUCUCAUCCCCCUAUCCAAUCCUCCACCUUGAUGAGCAGCAAGAGCAACCUUGAACUGAAGGAAGUGUCGAUCUGUCUUAAAAGGUUGUCGUCUCAAAGAGUUGGCGGUGGAAAAACAUGGGAAGCAUGGGAAGAAGAAUGUGACUCUCCUAAAGGAACCACGAAGGGGAAGGGAUCCAGAGUAGGAUUUGCAGCAGAGAUGGGGAAACAAGAGAUGGAAGGAUGGGAGGGAGAGAGAGAUGACUGGGGAAGAGGGUGGGAGAAGGUCAAAGGAGUGGGGAAAGGAAAGCUUAAGGGAGGGAAGCUUCAAAAGAAGAAAAACAGUCUAUCUGAUGGAUUUGAGGAUGACAUGUCACCAGACUUUGUGCCGCAAAAGAGAAGGACCUACACCAAAUCUUACAAUAAGGUCCAACAGACGACCAGCAAUUACACCCAGCCGGACCAAAAACUCAGAGAAGAGACUAUUCGUAGGAUCAUGGACAUGAACCUGGACAUUGAAGGCUUCUGUUUGUGUUGUGGAACUGAAGACGUUGAGAUAUCACACCCUCUGUUUAAAGGAAGCCUCUGCUUGGAGUGUAAAAAUAACUUGACAGAAACUCUGUAUCGUUAUGAUGACGAUGGAUAUCAGUCCUACUGUACCAUCUGCUGCUAUGGACUGGAGGUCAUACUGUGUGGCAACGAUAGCUGCUGCAGAUGUUAUUGCACAGACUGUCUCAACAUCCUUGUUGGUCAGGGGACGUUUGAUGCCCUGAAGCUGCUGGACCCGUGGAUCUGCUACUUGUGUCAGCCUCAUCGCCCCCACGGUGCUCUGAUCCCCAGAGAGGACUGGAGCGUCCGUGUUCAGGACUUGUUUGCCAACAACAGCGCCAUGGAGUUUGAGCCUCACCGUGUUUAUCCGUCCAUCCCUGCAAACCAGCGCAGACCAAUCCGAGUUCUCUCACUGUUUGAUGGCAUAGCAACAGGCUACCUGGUGCUGAAGGAUCUCGGCUUUAAAGUAGAGAAAUAUGUUGCCUCGGAGAUUUGCGAGGAUUCGAUUGCUGUGGCGACUGUUGGCCACGAUGGGAAGAUCAUCCACGUUGGUGACGUCCGGUUCAUCACCGAGGAACACAUCGAGCAGUGGGGUCCGUUUGACCUGCUGAUCGGUGGCAGUCCCUGCAACGACCUCUCCAUUGUCAACCCACUCAGAAAAGGCCUCUAUGAGGGCACUGGCAGGCUGUUCUUUGAGUUCUAUCGCCUCCUUACGCUGUUGAAGCCCAAAGAGGAAGACCCCCGGCCGUUCUUCUGGCUGUUUGAGAACGUGGUCUUCAUGAACACUCACGACCGAGUCAACAUCUGCCGCUUCCUCGAGUGCAACCCGGUGCUGGUGGAUGCCGUCAAAGUCAGCCCUGCUCACAGACGGCGUUACUUCUGGGGAAACAUCCCGGGAAUGAGCAGGCCCAUUAUAGCAUCCCAGAAUGACAAGCUGGAUCUCCAGGACUGCUUGGAGAUCGGCAGAGAAGCCAGGGUCAACAAGGUGAGGACGAUAACCACCAAUCCAAACUCUCUGAAGCAGGGCAAAAGCUGUUCUCUGCUUCCAGUCUUCCACAACGGCAAGGGGGACAUCCUCUGGAUCACAGAACUGGAAAAGAUCUUUGGUUUCCCCAAACAUUACACCGACGUGAGGAACAUGAACCGGCAGCAGAGGCAGAAGGUGCUGGGGAAGGCGUGGAGUGUGCCGGUCAUCCGUCACCUUUUCGCUCCCCUCAAGGACUAUUUUGCCUGUGAGGAGCUGCCUCCUUUAACCAUGUCCUCCACCUCCUCCUCCUCCACCUCCCCGUCCUCCCCUGCCUCUCCAGAACUGCAGCAACUGAGAUAGGGGAGGUUGGGAAUAUUUGGGACGUGUGUUUGUGUGGAGGUUGUGUUUUUUUUAACAUCACACUUUGUAUGAGACCUCGGUGGAGCAGGAAUUAACUUUGCAGUCCAGCUCACAGACGGGCUGUUGUGGACCACUGCCACAGGGACAUUUUGUCAGCUAUGCACUCCAGUCUCUUGGAUCAUGUCACAUAUGCUGUUUGUCUGCACAGCCGACAGUCACGUUGGCCUCCAACUAUGCUCCAUCCUCCACAUGGUUCCAUGGGGAUUUCCUCCAGUCAUCAUCUAAACUAUUUGUUUGUAUCGUUAGUAUUUCACAAGAAUAUUCAUCACAUAUCCUCAGGUUAUAUAUGGGUCAAAAUAUUGCAUAUAUCCCUGAGAUUUUUAACCAUUUUUAAAUAAAUACAAAUAAUCUUUACAUGGUGAUUGUGAGAAGUCACAAACCACAACAUUUGUAAUUUUUUUUAAAGUGUAAAUCAUGUUAAACUGAGAGCUGCCUUGGUACUUUACUGUGUCGUCCUCAUCAUGCUUCCUGGAGAAAUGCCCAACUAGCAUUAUUUUGUAUUCAGAUAUUUGAGAAGAUGCAAGGUUUUUGUAGCGCGCUAUCAUAGGAAUCAGGAAUCUUUUUAUGCAUUUUUAAACUUUUUGUUUUUUUCAUCCUUUUGUUUUUUUAUUUGUAUCUUUGUUGUUUUACUGUGUGUGUGUGUGUUUGUGUGUCUUUCUGAUGGACACAAUAGUGUUUGUGGUGCUAAUAAAAUAAGAAAGGCCAUACAGGUGAUAACAGCUACAUGUAGCCUUAUAUUAAUCACCUGUAUUUACUUUAAAGAAACAGUGGAUGUUGUGACAUAUAUAGAGGCAUUAAACCUCAUUAAAUAUUAUUAUAUCAUUCAUUGUUUUCACGCAAAGGAAGAACCAAUCCACACACUAUCUUAUCCAUUUUCUGAUCAGCAGCUCAUUUGAUGUUAAAAGGUAUUGGUACAAGUUUCUUUUCUUCAUCAGGGGAACUAAAAUGAAAUGAUUAAAUGUCAAGUGAUACUUU